This is a messenger RNA of Danio rerio (zebrafish), 7690 nucleotides long. The record is from RefSeq and is a predicted model, not a curated record. NCBI's taxonomy places the organism in Eukaryota, Metazoa, Chordata, Actinopteri, Cypriniformes, Danionidae.
AGAUCUCGUGUGAGUGUUGUUCAAUACAUAAUGAGCAUGUGUGCAUAUAUUUACAUAUUACCUACAGCACAUUCAUCCAGUUUCGACCCUUGCCCGUUAGCAGCAUUUCAUUUACAACUGCAUAUAAGAAUUGUCUUUACAGAUACCUCUGAGCAUGUACACAUUUAUCAAGUUGAGGCUGAUAUAUUAAGUCUGGUUAUGUCUAUGAUACAUACCACUAGCAAUAUACCCAUAGCCAAUCGCGAACUACCUACAACCGUCUCCCCACUGUCGCAAAACUACGCUCGGUGUCGUGCACCGCGCCGCCCGUGCGAAGAUGGCGGCUGAGCUGCAUCCGCGCAGCGGAAAACUGAUCGGUUUGUCGAACUCCAACCGAACCGCUCAACGGAAUCAGCCGGUACAGGAAUUCAAUCACGGCCUGGUCCUCAGUCGGGAGCCGCUGAGGGACCGCGAUGUCUUCACUGUCCGCAUCGACAAGAAGGUGAACUCUUGGAGCGGCUCUAUAGAAAUCGGUGUGACGGCGCUGGACCCAGCCGGUCUGGAAUUUCCCAGCAGCGCCACAGGGCUGAAAGGUGGCUCGUGGAUUGUGUCUGGCUGCUCGGUGCUGAAGGACGGCCGUUCGGUCCUGGAGGAGUACGGUCGGGAUCUUGACCAGCUUGGGGAAGGAGACCGUGUGGGCAUCCAGCGGAAUGGGAAAGGAGAGCUACACCUGUGGGUGAAUGGGCAGGACUGCGGCGCUGCUGCUAGUGGACUUCCAUCUCGACUGUGGGCUGUGGUGGACCUCUAUGGGAAGUGCACACAAGUGACUGUGGUGUCCUGUGAACCGCCAUCUGAAAUGGAGGGUGACGAGGAUGAAGAGGUGGAGGAUGAGAUUGUGUCGACGCAGGCAGUGUCCAUUAUGGCAGAUGCCUGUCGUAGUCAUGAUGAUAGAGCUGCUGUACUGACUGCAGCUGCUGCUACUACAGAGCGGAUGAACGGAUCAGCGGAGGAAGUGCCUGAAGUGUCAAGGACGCACAGUCGGCCGGACAAAUUUCCAAAUAACUUUGAGCCUGAUAGUGUUUUGACUGAGCAUCAGUUGUUUGAUGUGUUCAACAAUGCCAUUGUGUCUCUGUAUCGCUCGGAGGAUGAGGGGGCAGAGGAUUUGAAUGUUGGGGGUGGAGGUGGCGGUUCUGACUCCUCAAGGGGCGGCACAGGAAGUAACGGUGGAGGCAGAGGAACAGGAAGUGACAGUGGCAUUGGCGGCGGAGGUGGUGGUGGAGGCAGUAGCAGCAAUAGCAGCCCGGCGGGCAACGCUGGUGGGGCAGCAGGACUAGGGGUGGGCACUGGUGGAAUGACGACCAAUGAUGCACUGCUGUUUCAUGAGAAAUGUGGGACGCUGAUCAAACUGAGCAACAAUAAUAAGACAGCAGAAAGAAGGAGACCGCUGGAUGAGUUCAAUAAUGGAGUCGUCAUGACCAAUCGACCACUCAGGCACAACGAAAUGUUUGAGAUUCGCAUUGACAAACUGGUGGAUAAAUGGUCUGGUUCCAUUGAGAUUGGAGUGACAACCCACAACCCAAAUAAUCUUGAUUACCCCGCAACAAUGACCAAUUUGCGCUCAGGCACAAUAAUGAUGAGUGGCUGUGGGAUUUUAACCAAUGGGAAAGGGACUCGUCGGGAAUACUGCGAAUUCAGCCUGGAUGAACUACAGGAAGGAGAUCACAUUGGGCUGAUGAGGAAAGCCAGUGGAGCACUGCACUUCUACAUUAAUGGCAUUGAUCAAGGGGUUGCAGCCAACCAGACACCUGGCGUAGUGUAUGGAGUGGUGGAUCUCUAUGGCAUGGCGGUUAAAGUCACCAUUGUGCACAACCAUAACCACAGUGAUCGGUUGCGCCGCAAUAACGCCAUCAUGAGGGCACUGUCACCUGACGUGGGUCGACCCCGGCCUGCACUCUCAUUAACCCCUGAGCCUGAUAUCCCAGACCGCUUGCUCUUCCAUCCAAAUUGUGGGCAGAAGGCUGCAAUCAUCAGCGAUGGACGGACUGCUUUACGACCUCAUGCGACGGAUGACUUCAACCAUGGUGUUGUGCUUAGCAAUCGUCCAUUGCACUCCAAUGAGGUUUUCCAGGUGCGCAUUGACAAAAUGGUGGACAAAUGGGCUGGCUCCAUAGAGAUUGGUGUGACGACUCAUAACCCUGCCUAUCUUCAGUUACCAUCAACUAUGACCAACCUGCGCUCGGGAACCUGGAUGAUGACUGGAAAUGGGGUCAUGCACAAUGGAACUACAAUUCUGGAUGAAUAUGGGCACAAUUUGGACCGUCUAAAAGCUGGAGAUACGGUGGGAGUUGUCCGAAAGGAAGAUGGGAGUUUGCAUUUCUUUGUGAAUGGAGUGCCUCAAGGUCCUGCUGCCUGGAAUGUUCCGCCCAACGUGUAUGCAGUAGUGGAUCUGUAUGGACAGGCUGCUCAGGCCACCAUCAUGGAUGAUAUGGCUGAUCUCCCUCCUUUGCCUGACGACAGCUCAGAGGGUCCCACUGCCAUGUCUCCUGGUAGCCCGUGUUCAAUUUCAGGAGCCACAGCUGCAAAUGACCUGCGCUUUCAUCAGCUGCAUGGCACUAACGCAGUCAUCACCAACGGUGGCCGAACAGCACUUAGGCAGAACUGCCGCAGCGAGUUUAAUGAUGCCAUCGUCAUUUCAAACAGGUGCCUUCGAGAAGGAGAGCUCUUUGAAAUUGUGAUUCAGAAAAUGGUGGAUCGCUGGUCGGGGUCUAUAGAAGCAGGAGUGACAGCGAUCAGACCCGAAGAACUGGAGUUUCCAAAUACGAUGACUGACAUUGACUAUGACACAUGGAUGCUGAGCGGCACAGCAAUCAUGCAGGAUGGCAAUACCAUGAGAAAUAACUAUGGCUGUGACUUAGACUCUCUGACUACUGCCUCCAGGAUUGGGAUGAUGCGAACAGCAACUGGAGACCUGCAUUACUUCAUCAACGGCCUCGACCAGGGUGUAGCUUGUACUGGGCUGCCAUCAGAAGUGUAUGCUGUGGUCGAUCUUUAUGGUCAGUGUGUGCAAGUGUCCAUUACAAGCUCAUCCGGUCCACUGGACAACAGUCUGUGUACCAGUAACAUCACAGAAAAGAGCUUCCCCAUACACUCCCCGGUGGCAGGAGUAGCUCAUCGCCUGCACAGUAAACAUGGUAAAAACGUGGUGUUAUUAGGAGAUGGAUGCCAAGCGCUGAGGGUCGGAGGUUAUGCCCAUGGAAUUGUCUUUAGUGCAAAAGAGCUCAAAACAGAUGAAGUGUUUGAGGUGAAAAUUAACAAGGUGGAUGAGAGGUGGUCUGGUUCUCUUCAUGUGGGGCUGACCACCCUGCAGCCCCCUGACCUGCCAUCAUGCCCUCUCAGCGGCCUCUCGCCUUCACUCACUCAGCUCAGGACAAAGGUCACCUGGGUGCUGGCCGGCUCUGAGGUCAGACGCAACGGAGUACUGCAGAGACAGAACUAUGGCUGCUCUCUGGAUCGCCUCACGGUUGGAAAUCGUGUCGGGGUGAAGAGAUGCAGUGACGACACCAUGCACAUUCUCAUUGAUGGAGAAGAUAUGGGACCAGCAGCCACUGCAGUAGCAAAGAACGUGUAUGCUGUAUUGGACCUGUAUGGAAAGGUGACGGCUGUGUCCAUCGUCAGUUCAACACUAGUUGAGGAUUCUGAGAGUGUGAAAGCUCCCUCGCUCUCGUCCGACAGCUGCAGUGAAGGAGAAGAGGACUGCACUCCUGUCAGAGAGUGUGAGAAUGAGCCUCCAUUGGUGCCCACAGUCAUGACGUUUUUGGAGAAUCAUGGGAAGAAUAUCCAGCUGUCCAAUCAAAAUCUGACCGCCGCUCGGGUGUCCAGCUACAACCAGGGGCUUCUGGUCACAGCCCAAGCUCUGCCUCGCCAGCAGCUCUUCCAGUUUCAGAUUGACCGCUUGAAUCCCUCAUGGACGUCGUCUCUCUCCCUCGGUGUGAUUGGUCAUUCACCAGACCGACUCAACUUUCCUUCCACAGCCUGCUGCCUUAAACGCUCAGUCUGGCUACUGCAACGAGACUCUGUUUUCCACAACUCGCUAAAGAUUUGUGAGAACUAUGGUCCAAACCUGGACACCUGUCCAGAGGGGACAGUUUUGGGGCUGUUGGUGGAUAGCAGUGGUUGUCUCCAUUUGUUUGUGAAUGGCAUGGAUCAGGGUGUAGCGGCACAGGACAUCCCGAGCCCCUGUUACGCCCUCAUUGACCUUUACGGCCAGUGUGAACAGGUGACUAUCGUGGCGAAUCAUGUGCCGGUGGUUGGCGGUGAGCGAGGAGACCUGCGCUGUCAAGGGGACAUGGAGAAGGCUGAUAUGGUGGACGGUAUAAAAGAGAGUGUCUGCUGGACUCCUCCUCCCGAGGUCAACCCUAAUAAGACCUGCGAGUAUCAGGCGCUGUGCUCCAGAUUCAAAGACCUGCUCACACUGCCUGAUGGUUACUUUAAUGAGGAUGCCAAGUAUAACCUGUGUUACUGUGAGUCCUGUCAUAAAUUAAGGGGUGAUGAGGCCUAUUACAAGCGAGGAGAGCCCCCCAGAGACUAUGCUCUACCGUUCGGCUGGUGCCGCUUUGCACUCCAGAUCAAGACCCACUGUGAAGUCUCCAAUGCCUUCAAGAAGUGGCACAUUGCGUAUCACGGCACAAGUGUCGGUUCUCUUAGACGCACCCUGGACCACAACCAACUGUUAUCAGCAGAAUCAUCCUCUAUUUUCUCGUCAUCGUCGGUGAAGACGGAGGGUCAUGGCAGCUACGGAGAGCCGGAGGAGAACAGCGCUCCAGAGAGAGACAUUCCCAGAGUGCAGCUCUCACCAACCAUGCGAUAUUCCGGCCUCGAGGUCUUCGCUCCGAAAGUGCAAUUUCGAGACCCGCGUUCGCUCCGCUGUCACCAGGCUCAGGUGGGCUUCCAGGUGUGUGUCCGGCCAGGCUCCUAUAAAGUAGGUCCGUCGUCUUUAGGAAUCAGCGAGCCGCUAGACCCGCGAUUCAGCAAUGCAGAAAUCGAAUGGAUCACCAAGGAGAAAGGAGGCACGCUUCUAUAUGGCCUGCUCAUACGAGUUGAGUAAAAACAGACUCGAGCAAAGGAGAUCACCAUCAUCCUCCUCCUCCUCACCAUUAAACCAAAUUUCAGCGCAGCCGUUGAGGAUUUUUGCAUUGUUUUUGCUGCUCAAGCUCACUCAUCUCUGCAUGUUUCAGACAUUCUUUUGAGUUCGUUCUGUUUUGAAGGAGGGCGAUGAAAAUCCCCAGAGACAAAGACACUGCCUGCACUUUAUGUUUCGGACACUGGUGGGCGAUUUUUAGUUUUUCUGUUAAAUUCACUCACUCAGCAGGCUCUCCGUGAUUUUUUCUGUCUGUUCAUACAUUAAAAAAAUCUAUAUAUCACCUCUUUUCUUUUUAAAAAAUCUUUACAGCCUGUUUUUCUCACAGAAAUAAUACUGGACUGAAGCAACACAAAACCACAAGUUCACAGCACAGCUCUGAAUUGAUACUCCUGUUUUUUCUUAAGACUCGCAAAGGACAAAUCAACCUGGAAAUAACCCGUUUCAAUAACUAUUUCAAGAAACGGACAACCUGAAAAUGACCUAAAACAUGCAGCAAAAUCAGGAAGAGACUCAGCGUUACAGUUUGUUCAUCACUUUCUUUUGUUUACUCCAGAGCUUCUGCUCCAUAUUUGGUUCUUAUAGCUGUGUAUUUAUGCACACAUUACAGUGUUUAGUGGAUCAAAAAUUCUACAUCAAGACAAGAAGGUAAGAAUUCUCUUGUGUUUUUAUUUUUUAUUGUGAAUACACAGUUAUAACUAUCUAUGAAGUGGGUCUCAUAUAUAUUUUUCUCCAUUUGGCCCGUUAUUCUGAUGAAAUCGCUUUAUAAAGUGGUUCAAAAUGAUAGUUCACCCAAACUCUUAAAAUGUCAACAAUCACCAUUUGACCAUCAAUGAUUUGAGUGACUCUUAUUUUAUUUAGUUUUUCACAUUAUAGAACAGGACUCAUCAAAUUUGUUCCUGGAGAGCCGGUGUCCUGCAGAUUUUAGCUCCAGUCCUAAUCAAACACCCCUGAACAAGCUAAUCAAGGUUUUACAAGGUAUACUUGAAACACCCAAGCAGGUGUGUAGAGGCAAGGAGCUAAACCCUGCAGGAACACCGGCCCUCCAGGGUCGAGAUUGGUGACCCCUGUUAUAGAAGAUGGUGAUUCUGAAUAAAAUGUAAUGUAAUGUAAGUCAUAAAAUGUAAGUCAAUGACUAAUUUUAGCAUUUUAAAGGGAUAAUUUACCUAAAAAAAAUUAAUCUGUCAUCCUUUACUUACCCUUCAAACCCUAUUAAAGUUUCUUUCUUCUGAUGAACAUUGAUGAAAAAAGAUAUUUUUAAGUUAUUGUACCCAUUGACUUCCAUAGGAUAUUUUUUCUUUCUAUGAAUGUCAGUGGGCGUCAUCAGCAUUCUUCCAAGUAUCUUCCUUUCUGUUUUCCAGAAGAAACAAAACUUUUUUAAAAACUACUUAAAGGAGAGUGAAUGAUUAUUUUUGUGAACUAUCCCUUUAAGAAUAAAAAAAGAGUCAUGAUUUCUUGACUAUUUAGUCAUUAAUCAUAUAAAAGUUGACAGUUUUAUCUAAAAAUCUUCUGUUAUGUUUGGAUGAUGAAGAAAUAAGUAAUCUACAAUUCUAAAUCAACACUUAAUAAACAUUUUUGGGUGAACUAUGCCUUUAAAUAUCAACCAAAAGUACAUCAUUUCACUGUAUUGAUGCACAGAAAUCAAUAUCGCCCCCAAAGCACUCUGAAAAUUGCUAGAUGAGAACAUUUAUGAAGCUUUAUGUGUAUUCGUGCGUCCAAAUGUGCGUCCCAGUAGUCUUUUUAUCUUUAAAGUCACCUGCGGAUGUUCUUGUCUUACUUUUCAAAAAACGCUUCACUGCUUUAGACAUUGUUUACACAAUGGUUUAUGUUCAGGUUUGUCUUCUAUUCUGAAGUAACUUGCUGUUAAAAGCAUUCGUUUACUCGCAGACUUCAGUGUAACAGCCAGGAUGUGAAGUUAAACAGGUAAAUAAGAUAAACAAAUGCAAACGUCUGUUUAUGUACUACUUUCAACAUCCUGUUCAGCGGGAAGGACUGUUUAUUCAGUUAGGUUGAGGAAUUGUGGGAAUUGAAGUCUAUAUUUGAAUACCUGACCCCAGGAUUGGUGUUUACACUGGGAAUGUGAUUUGUUUUAAUAGAUUGUUUACUCCAUGCUAGACAUAUUGCCAUUUUUUUUUUGUAUUCUCUUAUGACUAUGAUUGCACAAAUGUAAGCCCUUGCUGGAAAAAAAAAGACGACGACAUAAAACUCAACUCUUCCGAUUGUAUCUAGACUCUGUGAAGGCAUAUCUAUCCAUUAGUUUUUUUAUUAAUAUUUUAUUUUGUUGCCAAUACGACAUACUUGAGUGUACAUUUCGCGUUAGCAAUCCCGCUUUAUUGCCAAGGGCAAAGUCUGAAUAAAUGCUUGCUAUGUACAUUGGAAAAAUGUGAAAACAGGGUUCACGUUGGCCCAUUGCUGCUUUUUUUUUGGUCAUUUGUAUUAUUUGUUUGUGUUAUUUUUAUGUCUUUACAUUGUGUUGUACAGCCUGUUACAUAACACUAACAUUACCUACCUGGUUUGUAAGAAAAUAAAAAUACAAAAAAAAGAGACAGUUAUGCACAACAUAUGAAAGAAAAA